AUGCAUAACCUUCCCGUCGAGCUCGUCACUCACAUUCUUACAUUCAUCGACCCCAAAGCCGAUCUACAAAGUCGCAUCUACCAAGACCCUACAAAACUCUCGAGACCCGUGCCAUCUAGGUCAAAUACACCCUUAAAGAAUGCUUCGCUAGUCUGUCGUCUCUGGAGAACUUCUCUGUUAAAACCUCUCUUUCGACAUGUCGUCUGGUCUUUUUGGCGCUUCUACAAGCCAACUACACAAGACAUCGUGUCCGAAAUCGAGGUCUUGAGUUUCAUACGUCGCAACAACUUGUCAUCCACUGUCGAAAGUUUCACUAUUCUGGUUGAUGUUCCUCUGAAGUCUGGUCAAAUUCAAAAUGCCGAUGAUCAGUUCUGGGGAGUUUUGCCCCCUGCACAGCUUCAACCAGAGACACGUCCCUCCAUGCACUGGUUCCAGUCUGUGCCAGACAAUGAGGGCGACGGCGACCACGAAGAAAUCAGACAUGAAGAAAUCAGACACAAUGAAGACAGCGUGCAGGUCCAUUGGGACAACAACUGGCUUUGGCACACCAUAUUCAACGUUGUAGAUCCUUUGCGCAUCACAUUAAUCAGCCCAAUAGAAACCCUCGCCUCUUUUCUCAGCCGAUCUGUUGAUCUGUCGAGCAACUGGGCUUUCGAUAGCACAUACCAUGUUCUAUCGCUAUCACGACCAUCUCGUAGUCCCGGGAGCAAGAGAGGAUCAGAUCUGCUACCGUCACAGCAACCUGGACUGCGGGAUCGUAUCCCUUGCGACUUAUUCCACAUCAGGGACUGGCCCUCACUUCUCAUCAACGAAGGAUCCUUCGCACCUGUCUACUCCACCUACGAAUUUUUUCACUACUCAGCACCAACUAUUCUCCCUGCUAUCUUUAACGAUUCAGACCUUUCGUUCAGCGUCAUGCGCGAAAACCUCAAAUCGCUAUCAUACAUUGCUACGUUCCCCCUUUCCCACCAGAUCUCAGACUUUCUCAUUCCUCACUGUCCACCCGUUGAGCACCUCUUUGUGCAGCUCAUGCCCAAGGACCGCGACUUUUGGGAAAGCAGUAGUCUUGCAAAGGUCAAUCUUUCCGAUCUGUGGCUCGAGUGUGAUACAUCGUACGCCCUCCUCGUGCGUCAGUUGCUGCAACCUGUUCCCCAGCAGGGUUGGGAGAAUUUGAGAGUAUUUGAGUCGGGCGACAAGCCAGCAGAAGGUGUCUGGAGGAUGAACACGUAUGAUGCUCAGAUCAAUGGCGUAAACGGGUGGAAGGAAGAGAGCGAGGGUGUUUUCGUCAAGAAUGUUGCCCAAGACGACAGCCAAGAACAAGCUGCAGAAGAUGAAUUUUAA
Molecule: messenger RNA, 1341 nt
Organism: Fusarium venenatum
Lineage: Eukaryota; Fungi; Ascomycota; Sordariomycetes; Hypocreales; Nectriaceae
Source: RefSeq, a predicted model, not a curated record